Linum trigynum is the source of this 267-nucleotide messenger RNA. The record is from the annotation of a GenBank genome assembly. Lineage: Eukaryota; Viridiplantae; Streptophyta; Magnoliopsida; Malpighiales; Linaceae.
AUGGCGACGGUCGAUGAAGGCGUGACAGUUGAUGAUUACUGGGACUGGGAGCAGGAGGACGAAGGCGCCGGUGGGGAUGCCAGGCAGGGUGAUGAUGACGGCUGGCGGCGGGGAGCCGGAGAGGGUAAGGGUUUGGAACUCGGGAGGGAAUCGGCGAGUGGGUUGUUUUGGGGAAAACCUGGCAUGUUUGUGGGAAGAGACGAAAUCGUGCAUGGCAUAGAUUGUGAAUUGGGAAUGGCAGAAGAGGAGUUGAAACUUGAAAGUUGA